AUGGAGACGUCUCUACGAUCUGGUAUUGAGGGCCGCCUCCACCUGCAUGUCUUCAUGGAGUUCAAUAAAGCUGUUGAUUGGACAGGCCUUCGUGCCGUCACUUUCAACGGCGUUCGACCCAAUGCGCAAGCCACAGCAGGUCGGGGGGCGAAGAUGAGGGAAAUGAAAAACCACGGUCAUUUCUAUGUCUUUGCGGACAAGGUCGGGACUUUGAAGGUAGCCACAUCUGGGUAUGAACCUUGGAAAGAUUAUCCAGUCAAAGGCUGGUGUCAAGUGCGCCUUGGCUUCGUCGGAAGGCUGAAGCAAGUGGAGAGUGUUCGCUUCCACGAGCGCCUCGGCGAAUACCAGGCCGAGCAGCUCGCCACGGAGCAAAGGCUCCAGGCUUUGAAGCGACCUUUCCGACCUGAAGUUUUGGCUGCUCUGCAGCCCUGGGCUGACCAGUACAGCGCGGACCAACUCCGGUACAAGUUCCUGGUCUUGCGGGGGGGGUCCAGAACUGGUAAGAGCACGCUGGCGAAGUCGCUUGGCGAUGUAUAUGGCUGGGGCAGCCCUUACAUCCAGACGGUUCAGGGUGCACCGGCCCCUGAUCUGAAGGAGUUUGACAAAGAGUCUCACGGGUACAUUCUCUUUGACAACGUGAAUGAUAUGCAGUUCGUGCUGGACUACCGCGCCCUGGUGCAGUCCAACAACUCCGUGCACACACUGGGUCAAUCCCAAACAGGCAUGUAUGCAUAUCGUGUGUGGGUCUACAAAGUCCCCAUAGUCAUGACCGUGGAUGACAGUGCUGUGUGGAAUUCUCACGAGCCCUGGAUCCGCGAAAACAUGUUUGAGCUGGUGCUGCGCGGCCCGUGCUACGAGUGA
Messenger RNA from Symbiodinium sp. CCMP2456, 861 nucleotides. NCBI's taxonomy places the organism in Eukaryota, Dinophyceae, Suessiales, Symbiodiniaceae. The record is from the annotation of a GenBank genome assembly.